AUGUCUUUUGGCCUUACAUUGGUAAUUUGUGUUGUUUAUUUGGAUAACAUAUUAAUAUACAGUAAGUCCCUAAACGAGCAUGUUGAACAUUUAAGAACUAUUAUUGUCACUUUGAGAGAAGAGCACUUAUACGCUAAUCUCAAGAAAUGUGUUCUCUGUACUGACCAAGUUACCUUCUUAGGCUUCAUUGGAAGUUCACAGAGAUUGGCAGUGGAUCCAGAGAAGAUUAAAUCAAUUCAAGUGUGGCCAAAACCUAUCAAUAUCAGUCAAGUCCAGAGUUUCCAUGGAUUGGCUAGUUUUUACAGGAGGUAUGUUUUACUUAACACAUUGGAUUCUAAACUUCUUGGUUUUUCAUUCAUCAAAGAACAUUAUGCUACUGACUUGCACUUUAGAGAAAAGUAUAAGUUAUGUGAAACAGAUGCUCAUAACAAGUACUACCAGCAUGAUGGAUAUCUUUUCAAGGAAGAGAGACUUUGCAUCUCACAAGGCUCCAUGAGAGAAAUAUUAACCAAAGAAGCACAUGAAGGGGGACUUAUGAGACACUUUGGCGUUGAAAAGACACUUAGCAUCUUGAAAGAACAUUUCUUUUGGCCAAAGAUAAAAAGAAAGUUUGUUUCCUCUCAACUCUCUCAUCACCGUGGGAGUCUGAAAAGACUCUGGCUACCUUAUGUUAACACCGCUGGUGGUCAUAUACGGUUUGGUGCUUUGGUCGAGGAGGGUAAUCUAGUGGGAACAAAGCCCUGA
Hibiscus syriacus is the source of this 744-nucleotide messenger RNA. RefSeq lists its product as uncharacterized. The record is from RefSeq and is a predicted model, not a curated record. Bases 1 to 744 code for a protein of 247 amino acids. Lineage: Eukaryota; Viridiplantae; Streptophyta; Magnoliopsida; Malvales; Malvaceae. The transcript has 4 exons.